This is a messenger RNA of Aegilops tauschii subsp. strangulata, 5441 nucleotides long. NCBI's taxonomy places the organism in Eukaryota, Viridiplantae, Streptophyta, Magnoliopsida, Poales, Poaceae. The record is from RefSeq and is a predicted model, not a curated record.
UUUUUCUGGAUCUAUUUCAUACUUUUUGGCGAUGUCCGUUCAGUGGGAGAAGAUAUUCCCGUCCACUACGACAUGCUUAUGUGACACUUCGUCUAUCUCAAAAUGCUAUGUCAGCUCAAUCUCUCGAAGAUGCUCAUAGGGGUAGGGGUGCUUGCGUAUAUUAAUGAGUGCAUCUUCGUGUAUGUGAACGACUUUGAUUGUACUAUGCUAAAAAAAACUCCAAACUGAUUUCCACUAGAGAAAUCAUCACAGAGGACAACAGAAAUGAUACUUUGGGAAUUCUCAAGAAAUAGUGAAAUACUAUAAAUAGUAGUAGCACCUGGGCUAUAAAUUACUAGGAAAAUAGAACACUAAGCCAUCGCACUAGAAAGUUUGCUCAAUACAUCAAACAAGCUAGUUAGCCAUGGCUCAAGUUCUUCACAGCCCCCAUGAGCAUGCGUCUCCCCAAGUCCUUGUGUUCAUCGUAUGCCCUCUUGUCCUCCUCCUCAUCGUUCGGUUUGCCACAUCCACAACAACCACAAGGAGAGCAGACAAGCUGCUCGACCGACUCCCAUCGCCUCCCAACAAGCUCCCUCUCAUCGGCCACCUCCACCUCGUCGGCUCACUGCCCCACAUUUCCCUCCGCAAUCUCGCCGAGAAGCAUGGCCCCGAUGUCAUGCUUCUACGCCUUGGCGCCAUCCCCAGCCUCGUUGUGUCAUCCGCUCGUGCAGCCAUGGCAGUUCUUCGCACGCACGACCAUGUGUUUGCGUCCCGGGUGCAGUCCGCCAUGACUGACAUCCUCUACUAUGGAUCAACUGAUAUGGGCUUCUCCCCAUAUGGGGAUUACUGGCGCCAGAUUAGAAAGAUCACAGCAACACAUCUUCUCAGUUCCAAGAAAGUUGGUUCCUACCGUCUCGCCCGUGAAAACGAGGUACAAGACGCUAUGGCGAGGAUCCGCGCGGCAGCCGCCAGGAGCACUGCAGUGGACCUUAGUAAGCUGCUUAGCUCCUUCACCACUGAUAUUGUUUGCCAUGCUGUGUCGGGCAAGUCCUUCAGAGGCGGCGGUCGAAACGAGUUGUUCCGCGAGCUGGUAGAGACUAGCUCGAAGCUCAUAGGUGGGUUCAACCUGGAGGACUACUUCCCCAAGUUGGCAAGGCUGGACGUGGUAAGGAGGAUGGUGUGUGCUAGGGCGGAGAGAAUAAAGAAGAAAUGGGAUGACUUGCUUGAUGAGAUCAUCAACGACCACGCCAAGAACACGAUGUUGGACCAUGAAAUCAACCAAGACAGAGAGACAGAUUUCAUCGAUGUGUUGCUAUCCAUUCAACAAGAGUACAACCUCACGAGAGAAAACGUCAAGGCCGUGUUGGUGGACAUGUUCAUAGGUGGGACAGACACAUCAUUCAUAGUGUUGGAUUGUGCAAUGGCUGAGCUAAUCCAAAAUCCAGAGGUGAUGACCAAGCUCCAAGCUGAGGUGAGGAGCGUAGCAGAGGGGAAGGAAAUGGUUACAGAAGAGGAUCUGAAUGGCAUGAUCUACCUGAAGGGUGUUAUCAAAGAGACUCUCCGGCUACACAGUCCUGUGCCGCUAUUCCUGCCCCACCUCUCCAUGGCCGACUGCGACAUAGAGGGAUACACCAUACCAUCUGGUACCCGUGUGAUCAUCAAUGGAUGGGCUCUAGCAAGGGACCCUGCCUACUGGGAGAGCGCAGAGGAGUUCAUGCCCGAGCGCUUCAUGGAAAAUGUUGGAAGCACCAUGAUUCAUGACUUCAAGGGAAGCAAUUUUCAUUAUUUGCCUUUUGGCACUGGGCGAAGGGUGUGCCCAGGUAUGAACUUUGGAAUGGCCACUGUUGAGAUAAUGUUGGCAAACCUCAUGUACCACUUCAACUGGGAUCUACCUGCAGCAACAGUAAAAAUCAAUAUGACAGAGUCCUUCGGCGUCACAAUGGGUCGCAAGGAAAAUCUCAUUCUUGUCCCUGCACUUGCGCAAAAACAAGUUUAAUCGGGAUCAUGCUAUAUAAGACUGCAGUGUCCGUUGGAUGUAUGCUUGAUUACCUACUUGUCAGAUUGCAAUCACUAUUGUUGUAUGCAUAGAUAUUGUGCCUUUGUGGUAAGCAUUCUCACUCGCAAAAAAAAAGUUGUAAGCAUUAACAUAUGGGUUUGAGAGUGCACUAUGAUAUAUUGAAAUAAUGGUCGGAAAAGGCCGAGGAAAAAGUUGUUUACACGAUCCCGUCACUGGCAUGCAAUCGUCGCUGAGAUGGACCUGGAGCUGCUUGUUGUUGCACUAAUAGCAAUUAAUCUCUCCAAGUUCCCAGCAGCGCUGAGUUGUUUUACAUUAUUUGUGUGGCUUGCAGGGUACAGUUUUGAUUUUUGCAGUUGUAAGUAUUUCAUGUAAUGAGAGCCAAAAAAGACCAAAAACAUAUUGCUAUUUUUUUCUUUUUACUUUACUCUCUUACGAAAAAUAUAAUAUGAAAUAAAAUUACGGGAAAAAAUUAGGAGUCUAAAACAUUAAGGACUGGCUCAGUAGUUUCUGUUUGCUAUAUUGUGCACAUCUUAGAAGAAUACUAUGUAAGUUGCCUGAAAUUUAAACUUGGGUAAGUAAAUUUUUUAACCGUUGAUUCUUUUGUCAAGAUUUGUGCUGUUUUUUUCCUUUUGUCAAUUUUCAGGGCUUCCGGGGCUGAAGAUAUUUCUAUUGGGCUUGAAACCCGUUACUCAUUGCCAAUUUUAUUUCUAUUUGUAUUAGUUUUUCUUUCGUUUAUGUUUUCUUCUCCGUUCGGUUUUAUUUUUCUAUGUUGAUAUUUUUGGGAUGUUGAGUGUGUGUGAAUAUAUACACACAAGUACUAUACAAUAGGAGUACGUGUGUAAAUUAUACUAGUGUGUGAAAAUUCAAUAUUAUAUGCUUAUUCUUCGCAUAUAACAAAAGGUACAAUUUCAAUGUAAAGCUGUGUGCAAGUUCUUUUUCUCUUGAAGGGUAAUACCAGUGCCCCUAAUUCGUUCGUGAAAAAUCCAGUAUUAUAUAUUCUUGCAUAAUAUAGAAAAGCACAUUUUUUGUGUAAAUUGUGUGCAAAUAUUUUCAUUAUUUUUAUUUCAUUUUCUUUCUUCUUAAAGGAUAAUGCCAAUGUCACUAAUUCAUUCUUUCUUAGAAAACUUUAUUAUUUUGAUUUGUUUAAGUUUUUGUUUCAUUUCCUUUUUUCUUGAAGGGUAAUACCAAUGCCACUAAUUCAUUCUUUCUUAUUCUGUAAAACUUCUACUAGUGUAUGCUUAUUCUCUUGCAUAUUAUUUAAAAAACAUAGUUUCUAUGUAAAUUUUGUGUAAAUUUUAUCAUUACUUGUUUUAUUUAUUUAUCUUUGUUCUUAAAGGGAAAUACCAAUGCCACAAAUUUAUUCUUUCUUAGACAGCUUCUUAUUUUUAUUUUCCUUAGUUUUAUUUCAUUUUCUUCUUCUUUAAUGGUAAUGCCAAUACUAAUUCAUUCCUUCUUAGAAACUCCUUUUUGGUAAAAAAAAAUCCACUAUAAUAUACUUAUUUUGCAUGUUUAAAGAAAGCGUAGUUUCUUUGUAAAUUGUGUGUAAAUUUUGUUAUUAUUUGUUUUAUUUUUUCAUUUUCUUUAUUCUUAAAGCGUAAUACCAAUGUCAGUAAUUCAUUCAUUCUUACUCCCUCUGUUUCUAAAUAUAAGUCCUUUUACAGAUUUCCCUGGGGACUACAUAAGGAUGUAUAUACACAUAUUUUAGAGUGUAGAUUCACUCAUGUUGCUCCGCAUGUAGUUCAUAUUGGAAUCUCUAAAAAGACUUAAAUUUACGAACUGGGGGAGUAGAAAAAUUUUGUCAUUAUUUAGUAUUAUUAUUUUCCUUCUUCUUAAAGGAUAAUACCAAUGCCACUAAUUCAUUCUUACUUAGAAAAUUUUAUUAUUUGAUUUUGUUUUACCUUUUAUUUAAUUUUUCUUCCUAUAGAAAACUACACACAUUAUAGGCAUGCCUACUCCUUUCACCAUGCUCAUGCGAAGAUUAACUGAACUCUAACUUUGUACAUAUAUGCAGACCUCGUAACACAAUUAAGUUUCAUUGGAUCGGUCGAUCAAAACUCACACAUACAUGAUAUAUCUAUUAACUCCAACACUUUUGUGUAGUUUCCAAGAUCUGUUCAACAAAAUAUACUACUAUAGUUAGCUAGCGUGUGCACUGGAGUACUAUUUUGCAUGGAGACAAGUUUUGGAUGGAAAUUUGAUGUUGAAAAUGAUACAUUCUUGAAGGUUUUUCUGGGUUUUUUUUUUUUUUGAAUUCCCACGUAUCAAAGGACCAGGCUCAAAGUGAGAGUAUGCAUUUAUGCAUGUGUGUCGACCGGCCAGAAAGAGAAAGCCCUUGGACAGAGAACACGCGAGGAAAAAAAAGGACACGCUUAUGGAGGAGACGGUCGCAUGUGGGGAGCACCCUGCCAUCUAGCUCCUGUGCAGGUGUGAACGUGUGUGUUGAUCCGACGGGGGACUUUCCAGCGUGGUUGAUCGAACGGUCGGGAAAGAAUUAUGCUAAUGAGAAAAGUGGACUGGCCUAAAUAUUAAUUUCAGUCAGUUGAUCCCUUAGGAGAUAACAUUGGAGAUGCCUUUAGGGCAUAGAACCUGCUGCCCGCAGGACAACGUAGGAUGGGAGCCAGGUUAAAACUAAAAGCUAUAACUACAGCCUGCAGGUUGUGGUUUAGCAUGCAAAAGAGCCGACCUCUUCAGAUGUGAAAGCUGGUAGAAAGGAGAUAAGGAUUAAAAUUCAAAGAGUUGAAGAACUGGAUUUUUUUUUUUGGAAAUCUAAGACGCUCAAACGUGCAUGUAAAACUCCGUGACGAGAUGACAUGCAGCAACAUGAGUGAAUCUGCACUCUAAAAUGCAUCUACAUACAUCCAUAUGAGAUUUUUUCCUUUUUUGUUUUUCCCACAUAUAACAUAUCUUGAAGUUCAAAACUAUGCAGCAUGGCAAAGCAUUCUAACUAGAAUUUAGGAUAAAUCUUUCAGAAUUUUUUGUCCGACAUAAAUACUAAAAAUAUGAGCCGCCCUUCAUAUAUCCAUCCUUAACUCUUACCUAGCAUCCAUCAAACAUUCUGAAAGCACAAUUGUUGCAACCGCUGGGAUUAUUAUACUCCCUCCAUCCCAAAUUACUUGUCGUGAAGAUAGAUAUAAAUGUAUGUAUCUAGAACUAGAGUACAUCAUACAUCCAUUUCUACAACAAGUAAUUCCGGACAAAGAGAGUAUUACUGUCACUUCUGAGAAAUUUAACUUCAUACAUCUCUGACUAGCGUAUUAGAAAGAAGCCCCAAACUGGACCGGAGGCAACUACAUUUUCCACAUUACAAGACGUUCCAAAUAUGAUUCACACAAUUUCUUGAAACCCCAAUUCACGCAAUAUUUCACAUAGUACUAGAAUGCACAUUAUCUGACAGCCAGUGGUACUCUUCAGUUUUCGGAUUCCCAAACAAGUCUUAAAUAAAUCA